Molecule: messenger RNA, 5397 nt
Organism: Nannospalax galili (Upper Galilee mountains blind mole rat)
Lineage: Eukaryota; Metazoa; Chordata; Mammalia; Rodentia; Spalacidae
Gene: Slc39a14
Product: solute carrier family 39 member 14
Exons: 10
Coding region: 359-1831 (490 amino acids)
Biological process (GO): intracellular zinc ion homeostasis; zinc ion import across plasma membrane
Cellular component (GO): membrane
Molecular function (GO): zinc ion transmembrane transporter activity
Source: RefSeq, a predicted model, not a curated record
UAGGGGCUUCUUUAUGCCAUACGGCCCAGACAGUAGCUCCCUUGCUGCGUGGUGUGGCAACUUGAUUUUAGGAGUAGCCUGUGGGCACUCAGCCUAGAGCAGUUUCUUCAUCUUCCAGUGAAUCUCCAGGCUACUAAAUACCCUGUGUGGAGUCUCUUCCUGCUUAAAUUGAGCAAGUAAACCCUGAGCUGCAUAUUCCCCUCAGCCUCACCCUGCUGGUGGUGACAUCCUGGAGAACAGUUGGCUCAGCUCUCUAGGAGGACUACAGUGGCUCCCAUAGGCCACGUGUGGAACUAGGCCCACAGGGCAAGGGCUCCUGCCUAUCCCCACCUUCCUAGUUCUGGUGUGCCUGGACACCAUGAAGAUGCUGCGCCCAGCCCUCCCUAGCUGCUUCCUGUUAGCACUGCUUGGAAUCUGGAGAACUGCUCCCCAGACUCACGCCUCAUCUGCCUCUACAGUGCCUCUGAGUGCUACCUCUUUCCUGGAUGAUCUUAUGCAGCGCUAUGGUGAGGGUAACAGCCUCACCCUGUCACAGCUGAAGGCCCUGCUUAACCACCUGGAUGUGGGAGUAGGCCGAUAUAAUGUCACCCUGUUGGAGCAAGGACCGAGGAACCUCUCCACGUGCUUCAGUUCUGGAGACCUCUUUACAGCCCACAAUUUCAGCGAGCGGACUCGGAUCGGGAAGAGCGAGUUGCAGGAGUUUUGCCCCACCGUUCUCCAACAGCUGGAUUCCCAGGCCUGCACCUCAGAAAACCAGGAAAAUGAGGAAAACGAGCAGACGGAGGAGGGGAAGCCAAGUGCCAUUGAAGUAUGGGGGUACGGUCUCCUCUGUGUCACCGUCAUCUCCCUCUGCUCCCUCAUGGGGGCCAGCGUGGUGCCCUUCAUGAAGAAGACUUUUUACAAGAGGCUGCUGCUCUACUUCAUAGCUCUGGCGAUUGGAACCCUCUACUCCAACGCCCUCUUCCAGCUCAUCCCCGAGGCUUUUGGGUUCAAUCCCGUGGAAGAUUACUAUGUCUCCAAGUCUGCAGUGGUGUUUGGGGGUUUCUACCUUUUCUUUUUCACAGAGAAGAUCUUGAAGAUGCUCCUUAAGCAGAAAAAUGAGCACCACCAUGGACAUAACCAUUUUGCCUCUGAGACGCUUCCUUCCAAGAAAGACCAGGAGGAGGGGGUGACAGAGAAGCUGCAAAAUGGGGAUCUGGACCACAUGAUUCCUCAGCAUUGCAACAGCGAGUUGGAUGGCAAGGCCCCUAGCAUGGACGAGAAGGUCAUUGUGGGCUCGUUGUCCGUGCAGGACCUACAGGCAUCCCAGAGUGCCUGCUACUGGCUCAAAGGGGUCCGCUACUCUGAUAUUGGUACCCUGGCCUGGAUGAUCACCCUGAGUGAUGGCCUUCACAAUUUCAUUGAUGGUCUGGCCAUUGGUGCCUCCUUCACUGUGUCUGUAUUCCAAGGCAUCAGCACGUCGGUGGCCAUUCUCUGUGAGGAGUUCCCACAUGAGCUGGGAGACUUCGUCAUCCUGCUCAAUGCUGGCAUGAGCAUCCAGCAGGCUCUCUUCUUCAACUUCCUGUCUGCCUGCUGUUGCUAUGUGGGUCUGGCCUUUGGCAUCCUGGCUGGCAGCCAUUUUUCUCCCAACUGGAUUUUUGCACUGGCUGGCGGAAUGUUCUUGUAUAUUGCUCUGGCUGAUAUGUUCCCUGAGAUGAACGAGGUCUGUCGAGAAGAUGAAAGGAAGGGUACCUUCUUGGUCCCCUUUGUUAUCCAGAAUCUUGGCCUCCUAACAGGCUUCACCAUCAUGCUGGUUCUCACUAUGUAUUCAGGACAGAUCCAGAUUGGGUAGGACCUUGCUGGGAGCCAGUGGAAUGGCACAUCGGGCUCUGGGCUGCCUGGUCCCUGGCCUGAGGACUCAGCAUCCACAAAGCACCAUGGAAAAGGCAGUUCUUUAAAAACUGGCACAGACUUCCCGCCUGCAUUCAGAUGUCAGCUGUUUUAAACUACUCUUUCCUAGGAAGAAGCCGCCCUGGUAACUGUUCUCUAGGCAGUUCCUCAAACCCUUUCCCCACCCUCUUCCACACAGUGAUUCUGGAACUGAAAUGCCAUGUGCAGGACAAGUCUCCCUUUUCCUCUGGUCACCCUCGUCUCUUUCUCUUGAAAUCAGCCCUAAGAGAUGUUGAAUCUUUUAUGAUGUUAAAAAAAAAAAAAUUUCAGAGGUCAUGGUUCAUUUAGAAACAUCAGGGUAACAUCCUACUUUGGGGCCUGUGAUUCUAAAUGUGUACCCUGGUCUUUAAGCUGGUUCUUCUUGACACCGUUCUUGUGUUCUUGUAGCAAAAGGGCAAGAGACAGGAAUCCCUCCCGUUUUUUAUUUUCAGAGUCUGUCCAAAAGAAGACUGAUGGUCCCAGCAGAUGAGUAGGGCAGGUAGAGACAGGGAGGAAGUACAACCAGUGAUGUCUUGUCUCCUCAGUGCUCCUUGGUUUCCAUUUAGAUGGCAGAUACUGCUAGUGGGCAGUACCUAUAUCAUGUAACCUGCCAGGUGAGCCAGUAGGUUGCAUAGACCACCUCUUUCAGAUUAACACUGACAGAAUGGAGGGGCAGGAGGCCUGCAAGAAAUCAGUUGGUUUGCAGUGAUUCGCACAUCCUCUCUCAGCUCCCUUUUUCUAGAUAACUUUAGGUGCCUCACUAGGAGCACAUUCUCAGCACAUUUAAGAUGUUUGUAAUAGUGGAGAAACUGCACAAAUUUACCUCCCCUGGUCAAGACUUCUGCCAAGUGGAAGCUGACUUAUAGAAUCGGAAUACAUUUAUGUUUCACUGUGACAAAGGUAAUCAGAAGUGGAAUUGGUAGCAAGCAAAACUCAGAACUUGCUAAUUGCAGAAAUAAAAGUUGAAUACCAGGGGACUCUGGACCAUGAGCUCAAACAUUCAGGUCUGGCCACUGUAGACAUCAUGAUUGCCCAUGGGUUCAAAGGGCACUGUCUAGCUCCAGUUCCUCCCUGGCCCCAGACAACAAGAUUGAAUCCUGAACUGAACCAAGUAUAAAUUGCUUUUAUUCUUUCCAGAAAGCCAAUGGGUAUGCUUGUCUUUAACACUAUAGGCCAGCCUCAGGCACUGUGGAACCCCUUCCUCACAGCCCUGCCUUCCAGGGGAGCCAAUCUCCAGGUUCACUAGGUGAAUUAAUUAAUUUAUUAUUAUCAUAUUGAUAAUGUGGAUUCCUUAGCCACUUUGGGGAGCCUAUCUCUCCUAGAGCCUUUGUUAGUGGUGCCCACAGUCAGAGCCCAGGGGCCGUGUCACAUGACUGACAAAGAAUAUUUCAUUGCCAACGCCUGAGUUUUUCUGUUUUUGCCACAGAAAAACUGUCCACUGUUAGAAAUUAAGAACAGCAUCUAUUUUUUUCCCCCUUCUUUUUGGAGAAACAUCCCUCAAACCAGGAAUAUUCCUAAGAAGAAGACACCUCAGAUAGCUGCUGGUGACACUUGCUCAGUUUCUCUCCUGAUCUUGGCCUUGGGUGGAUUUGAGAACAGACAGAAGGAGGAAGAAACUUCAGUAGUCAAGGUCUAGAUCGAAUGUCAGGAUUACCAGUUUUACCAAAGAACCAAUUCCUUGAAUGUCAGAAGCUGACUUUUUAUAUUAUCGCUUAUCAUCGUCAUUGUUGUUAUUGUUUGAAAAUUAUUCUUUGUCUUUGCUGUUUUAUUUUUCCUCAAACUGCUUUCAGGAGUUAGCAGAAAAUGACACUCAAAAUUUAAGGCUCAGGCCCGGUGUGGUGGCACAUGCUUUUAAUCCCAGCACUCUUUUAAUCCCAGCAAAAAAUAAAUAAAUUUAAGGCUCAGCCAGGUGUGGUCAGGGGCAUCUAUAAUCCCAGCUUUUGAGAGGUGAGGUCAGGAGGAUCAAGUUUGAUACCAACCUGGGCUGCAUAGUGAGUUUCAGGCCAGCAUGGGCUACGUAGAGACCUUGUCUCAACAGGACAAAAUACAAAUAAAAAUGUAAAAUUUAAGACUCUAGGACUUAGGGUAUGACUCAGCGGGAGAGCUCUUGCUUGGUAUGUUUGAGGCCCUAAGUUUCAUUCCUACCUAGUACCACCACUACCUAAAAAAAAAAAAAAAAAUAGCUGGGCAUGGUGGCACACACCUUUAAUCCCAGCACUUGGGAGGCAGAGGCAGGUGGAUCUCUGUAAAUUCAAGGCCACCCUGGUCCACAUAGUGACUUCCAGGACAGCUGGGGAUACAGGGAGACCCUGUCUCAAAACAAAAACAAAAUGAAAAAAUAAGUAAAAGUGGGAGAUUUGACUUUACCUAGCUUACAUUGUUGUAUUACAAUUUUAAUUUUAUCAUUCGCUAUAGAUCCUGUCAUUCCUUAAAAACACCCUUUGUCGGCCGGGCGUGGUGGCACAUGCCUUUAAUCCCAGCACUUGGGAGGCAGAGGCAGGCAGAUCUCUGAGUUCACGGCCAGCCUGGCCUACAUAGUGAGUUCCAGGACAGCUGGGGCUACAGGGAGACCCUGUCUCAAAAAGACCAAAAAAACAAAAACAACAACAACAAAAAAAAACCUUUGGGUUAUAAUAGAAUAAUGAAUUUAGAAGACCUUAAAAAUGUUAAUAGUGAACAAAUUGAGAAGCAUUUAAAAUAGAGUGCUUGCCUGUUCUGUCACUUCACAUGAACUUGAGAACUUUCUGUGCAGACAGACAGCUGCCUUAAACGGAGAUCCCGGAACUGCUUUGGUGCAGAGGGCGAGCCCCAGUCAAAGCUUAGGUAGGAUGGGAGUAGAGAUGUUCCAAUAAGUUCCACUGGCAACAGAUUGGCCUCAUGAACUGAAAUGUGGCAACUGCUCUUUAGACUUAUAAGUGUUGAAGUUGCUGUUUUAAGCAUUUGUACAUGCUAGAAGUCUAAGAGGUGAUCAGUUGUUUAAUGGACCCUUCUCACCUGGUAUUACCACUUGCAAGCUCUCUCUCUCUCUCUCUCUCUCUCUCUCUCUCUCAUUAGUACUAGCAGGGAAAUCAUGCUCCCUUAGCCAGGAACAGAAUUCUGCCACCAUCUCGCUCCUAACCUGCCUCUGUCCUUGCCCCUCAAAGUUUUUAGUGUCUAUGUGUCAGCUGGGAGCCAUUUUUCAGUAGUCCUUCUUUACCCUGGGCUUUUAAAAGAUGUCUCUAUCUGGGUAGCCUAAGAUCCAUUUCUUUAGUAAGUCCUCUUCCAAAGAGAUGCUGAUAUGCUGGAAAUCUGCUUUAAAGAAAAAAAUGAUUUUUACAAAGAAGUUUUUAUUCCCAUUUCCCUUUACAGUUCUGCAGUUCCAUCACAGUAUUUUUUUUAAAUAACUCAGGUGUUAUGAAAAGAACUAGAAAACAAAAUAAUUUAUGUCAUGUGGACUGUAAAUGUUUUAUUUGUAAACUUCUAUAAAUAAAGCUAUAUUCUGUAAUGGUU